Messenger RNA from Manis pentadactyla (Chinese pangolin), 2736 nucleotides. It is a transcript of the gene D2HGDH, whose product is annotated as D-2-hydroxyglutarate dehydrogenase. The record is from RefSeq and is a predicted model, not a curated record. Gene Ontology annotation, cellular component: mitochondrion. The transcript has 10 exons. NCBI's taxonomy places the organism in Eukaryota, Metazoa, Chordata, Mammalia, Pholidota, Manidae. Gene Ontology annotation, molecular function: catalytic activity; FAD binding. Bases 99 to 1793 code for a protein of 564 amino acids.
GGGCGCCAGCACGCAGACUCGGUUCCACUGCCCCGCCCACUCUGGCGCAGCCCGGGCCAGGUCUGGGAGGAGGGCCGGGGACGCGGACGGCAGGAGCAAUGGUGCCCCGUAUGGUGCUCAGGUCGCCCGUGUGGCUCUUCCGGUGGCAGGUGGCCUGCACUCGGGGAGCAUCGGUGCCGCAAAGGACAUGGGCGGGGGCGUCCAGGACCCCCGGGCCAGACAGCACCUUGGCCUGCACAGGCGGCCUCUCCACGUCCCUGGGGACCCCGGAGGUGAUGCUGACCUGUGAGCGCUACCCUGUGAGGCGUCUGCCCUUCUCCGUGGUGUCUGAGCAAGAUCUGGCCGCCUUUGAACGCAUCGUCCCAGGCAGGGUCGUCACAGACCCAGCGGAGCUAGAGGCGGCCAACAUGGACUGGCUGAGAACUGUGCGCGGCUGCAGCCAGGUGCUGCUGAGGCCACGGACGGCGGAGGAGGUGUCUCACAUCCUCAGAUACUGUCAUGGGAGGAACCUGGCCGUGAACCCACAGGGCGGCAACACGGGCAUGGUUGGGGGCAGCGUGCCGGUCUUUGAUGAAAUCAUCUUGUCCACCGCCCUCAUGAACCAGGUCAUCGGCUUCCACAGCGUGUCCGGGAUUCUGGUUUGCCAGGCAGGCUGCAUCCUGGAGGAGCUGAGCCGGUAUGUGGAGGAGAGGGACUUCAUCAUGCCCCUGGACCUGGGAGCGAAGGGCAGCUGCCACAUCGGGGGGAACGUAGCCACCAAUGCAGGUGGCCUGCGGUUUCUGCGGUAUGGCUCUCUUCGAGGGACCGUCCUGGGCCUGGAAGUGGUGCUCGCCGACGGCACUGUCCUGGACUGCCUGACCUCCCUGCGGAAGGACAACACAGGCUACGACCUGAAGCAGCUCUUCAUCGGGUCGGAGGGCACCCUGGGGGUCAUUACUGCCGUGUCCAUCUUGUGCCCACCCAGGCCCAGGGCUGUGAAUGUGGCCUUCCUUGGUGGGUCUGGGGUGAGGCUCUGGUCAGGCCUGACCGGGUUGCUGCUUGCCCCGUCCUGUGUGUGCCUGAGGCCAUGUGCUCUUGCAGGUUGCCCUGGCUUUCCCGAGGUUCUGCAGACCUUCAGCACCUGCAAGGGGAUGCUGGGCGAGAUCCUGUCAGCGUAUGAGUUCAUGGACGCGGAGUGCAUGCAGCUGGUUGGGCACCACCUGCGCCUUACCAGCCCUGUGCAAGAAAGUCCCUUCUACGUCCUCAUCGAGACCUCAGGCUCUGGAGUGGCACAUGAUGCCGAGAAGCUGAGCAGCUUCCUGGAGCGGGUGCUGGGCUGCGGGCUGGUGACCGACGGGACGGUGGCCACCGACCAUAGCAAAGUCAAGAUGCUGUGGGCCCUGAGGGAGAGGAUCAGUGAGGCCCUGAGCCGCGACGGCUACGUGUACAAGUACGACAUCUCCCUGCCGGUGGAGAGGCUCUACGACCUCGUGACUGAGCUACGCACCCGCCUCGGCCCACAGGCCAAGCACGUGGUGGGCUAUGGCCACCUAGGGGAUGGCAACCUGCACCUCAACGUGACAGCAGAGGCCUUCAGCUCAUCGCUGCUGGGCGCCCUGGAGCCCUAUGUGUACGAGUGGACAGCUGAACAGCGGGGCAGUAUCAGUGCCGAGCAUGGCCUGGGCUUCAAGAAAAGGGGCGUCUUGGGCUACAGCAAGCCACCCGAGGCCCUGCACCUCAUGCAGCAGCUCAAGGCCCUGCUGGACCCCAAGGGCAUCCUGAACCCCUACAAGACGCUGCCUGCUCGGUCCUGAUGGGGCCUGUUAGGGUCAGCAGGAAACACAGAGGGGCUUUGUCUAGUCUUGGUUUGCCUGUUGGGAUGGGCCUGUAAGGCUGGUGCGGCCUCCAAGGGCCUACAUCUGACAGCCGGCAGCAGAUAGUGACCUGCCACCUGGGUGGGAGCCAGGAGCUGGCCCUGUGGAGCCCGGGGCACAUGGCAGGAUUCAUCCUGGCUACACUGCCAGUUCUGGUGGCUGAGUGGGUAGCAGGGCCUGGUAUUGCCCAUUCACUCUUCUUCUUGGCAGGCACCCUCCAUCCCUUUGCAAGCCAGGAGCGGGGCCUCCUGCCUGCAUGUCCCCUGGCAGCCAGCUCUAGUGCCCUCUCAGAAGGAGAUCAGGUACACUCCGCUCUGCUUGUGUUGCCCUGGGUUCCACUUUGUGGGCUGCAGCCCUGGGAGGACACCCCUCGAAGUGAAGCCCCUGGGCACCCCCCGGCAGAGGUGACAACCAUGUGAGCAGCCUGGAUCCAUCCUGGGGUUCUGACCAGCAGAGCCGGGGUCAUUAGGCACUUUACAAUGGCUGUGAUUAGUGACAGCCAGUCACACUGAGCCCGCAUGACAGGAGUGCCUUGCACCCUGGAAUGUGUUUGUUUCCUGGUGUUCUAGGCGGCCGUCAGCUGGCAAGGCAGCCGUUGGGGGCAGGGGCUAUCUGUCCUACUUGGGGGUUUGCUGUCGUCUUCACGGAGAUCAGCCUUUCCGGUUCUGCUUCUGCAGCACCCAGCAGCGUCGGGCGAGGAUCCCUGACAGGCACAAGUGUGGGAUCUGUCCAGGCAGGUGUGCGCACACUGCUUCAGGGAUGUCGACCCAGAUCGCCCCUGGGGCGGCUGCUGGGGCUCUGUGGAAACAGUCUGUGUCUUGGACAUAUUUUCUCUUUCUGGCUGUCUUGAGCUUCCAGUAAAAAUGGGAAUUAAUCACGACAA